GCAGCAUCUGUACCAAGUCGUAAAGGUUGAGCCACAUUUAACGGGUUUUGCUUAGAAAUAAGGAAAAAUAGACCGGCUAUCAUCAUGUAUGGCUUUGUGAAUCACGCCUUGGAGCUCCUCGUUUUAAGGAAUUACGGUCCGGAAGUGUGGGAAGAGAUCAAGAAGGAGGCUCAGCUCGAUAUUGAGGGCCAGUUCCUUGUUAGAAUCAUAUAUGAAGAUGGCAAAACAUACGACCUUGUUGCUGCUGCAAGUAAAGUUCUCAAGAUCGAUGCAGGAGACAUCUUGCAGAUGUUUGGGAAGAUGUUUUUUGAAUUUUGCCAAGAAUCGGGAUAUGACACCAUUUUGCGAGUGUUAGGAUCAAAUGUUCGUGAAUUCCUGCAGAAUUUGGAUGCUUUACAUGACCACUUGGGUACCAUUUAUCCUGGGAUGAGGGCUCCCUCGUUCCGCUGCACCGAUGCAGAGAAGGGGAACAAUCUGAUUCUUCACUACUACUCGGAGAGAGAAGGCCUGCAAGACAUUGUGAUUGGCAUCAUUAAAACUGUCGCUCAACAAAUCCAUGGGAAAGAGAUCGAGAUGAAGAUGAUCCAACCAAAAAGCGAGGAGUGCGACCACAUCAAGUUUCUGAUCGAGGAGAAGGACUCGGAGGAAGAGGCUUUCUACGAGGACCUUGACGGCUAUGAGGAGAACGGCACGCAGGAGACCCGGAUCAGUCCGUACACGUUCUGCAAGGCCUUCCCGUUCCACCUGAUGUUCGACAAAGAUCUGAUGCUCACACAGUGUGGCAACGCCAUUUAUCGAGUCCUGCCUCAGCUCCAGCCUGGCACCUGUAGCCUCCCAUCAGUUUUUUCUUUGGUCCGCCCUCACAUUGACUUCAGUUUUCAUGGCAUUCUUUCCCACAUCAACACUGUCUUCGUGUUGCGCAGCAAGGAGGGCUUGCUGAAUGUGGAGACUGUAGAGAACGAGGAUGAGCUAACAGGGGUGGAGAUCAGCUGUCUGAGAAUAAAAGGACAGAUGAUUUACUUGCCAGAAGCGGAGAACAUCCUUUUUCUUUGCUCACCCAGUGUUAUGAACCUGGAUGAUCUCACACGAAGGGGUCUUUACCUGAGCGACAUCCCGCUACACGACGCCACUCGUGACCUGGUGCUGCUGGGGGAGCAGUUUCGUGAGGAGUACAAGCUGACCCAGGAGCUGGAGAUCUUGACAGAUCGCCUGCAGCACACACUCAGGGCCCUGGAGGACGAGAAGAAAAAGACAGACAGAUUGCUUUAUUCUGUUCUGCCGCCGUCUGUUGCCAAUGAGCUGCGACACAAGCGACCUGUCCCAGCAAAGCGCUACGAUAACUUGACUAUCCUCUUCAGUGGCAUUGUGGGAUUCAAUGCCUUCUGCAGCAAGCACGCCUCGGCCGAGGGAGCCAUCAAGAUAGUCAACCUGCUCAAUGAUGUUUACACACGUUUUGACAUCUUGACAGACUCUCGGAACAACCCUUAUGUAUACAAGGUGGAAACCGUUGGUGAUAAGUACAUGACAGUGAGCGGCCUUCCAGAGCCAUGCACACACCACGCCAAGUCCAUCUGCCAUCUCGCUCUUGAUAUGUUGGAGAUUGCUGGACAAGUCAAAGUGGAUGAACAACCAGUACAGAUUACGAUUGGAAUCCACACAGGAGAAGUGGUGACUGGGGUGAUUGGCCAGAGGAUGCCCAGAUUUUGCCUUUUUGGAAAUACAGUCAACCUCACAAGUCGUACAGAAACCACUGGCGAAAAGGGAAAAAUACAUGUCUCAGAAUAUACGUACCGGUGUUUGCAGUCGGCGGAGAAUGCUGACCCUCAGUUUAAUUUGGAGUAUCGGGGCCCCAUCACCAUGAAAGGAAAGAAGGAACCGAUGAAGGUGUGGUUUCUGUCGAGGAAACGCACAGAGACACAGACCACCACAGUUAGUUAAAGCUCAGAUUCAAUAGUCAAACGCCACGACUUUCAUCUUACAGAAGCUUUAGUACAUGUAUAUAUUAAUUACACACAUUCUGAGGCAGAGAUGAGAUGGAUCAGUUAAAAUAAAAAAUAUAAUCUAUCCACAGCAACAGGGUUAUAUAUAUAUAUAUAUAUAUAUAUAUAUAUAUAUAUAUAUAUAUAAUAUGAUGAUCCUGUACCAUUGCUCUCCCAGCUUGUUUCUGCUUGACCAUGAUCUGUUGUGAUCUCACUGUAUUGUUUUAGCGUAGACACAGUAGUGAAGUAUUUUAUGAAUGAUAAAGGUAAAUAAUUUUCAAGUUUAAUACAUUUUUGGACUAGGUACUCUCUCACAUUGUUACUGUACAUGAAAAUCACGAAAGGUUUUGAUAUGCAAAAAAUUUUCAUCACUCUUAAAUAUGUUUAGUUGCUAAUUAUUUUAGAUACUGUAUUUUUUCUUGAUUGAGAAUUUAUAAUCUUCACACUAUCAGCCCAAAUAACUAUAAUGCAAAUAUAUACUUUAGUUUGAUAUCAUGUUUGUGUCAAAAAAUUACUGUCACCAACUGAUGGACCCAUUUUUUGUUCAUUGGCUGGGAGAGUUUUACACUAGCAUCAAAACCAUUACAAUAAAUACAAAUGUAGAUAUUAUAGCUGCAGCUACUGUGUUAAGAAUAGUUUAUUUUGUAUUUCUAUGUUUUUCAAAUGUCACAUAUUUUACAUGUUGAGCCAUUACCGUAUAAUCAGAUUAUACUGAUUGCAACUCUUUACUCACUUUUUGUCUGCUUUUAUGAAAUAAGAAGUAAUUUCAGUUUGAACGCUGAUGAGAUAUUCCUAAUGAGCUACAUAUUCAAAGUUAACAUUGUGUUAUUUGGUAUUUAUUCUUUUAUUGUCUUAACCCUUGUGUUGCCUUAGGGUCAUUUUGACCCGAAUCAAUAUUACACCCUCCCCCCGUUAGGAUUAAUUUGACCCCAUUCAAUGUUUAAUGUCGGUGUUCUUUCGGUAGUCAACAAACAAACAUAAAGUGCCUCACACUUAAACUUGGAAAACAAUAUUAAUUCUAAUAAUUUUCUGGAGGUUUUAAUUGAUGGCGUCAAAUUGAACCCAAAGGGUAAAAUAUGUUAGUAAAUAUAAAGGUAACAGGACGGUGAAACAUUGAAUCGGGUCAAAAUGACCCAAAGGCGGGGGGAGGGUGUAAUAUUGAUUCGGGUCAAAAUGACCCUAAGGCAACACAAGGGUUAAGAACUAGUAACUAUGUACACUUUAUUAUAGGUGGAAGUACUGUUUGUGCCUCUAUAAGUUUAACUAUGUGCUGUAUGUGUUGGAUACAUUUCUCAUUAGUAAAUGUAACACACUUUUUUCACCCUAUUUUUCCAAAGUCAUCAUUAUUUAACUUCAUAUAAUGUCCUUGUGAUUAAUUGUCUCCUCCAUGUAUAGCUUCCUGUGUACCACACAGGUGCUUCUUUGUCCUGUGCAAGAGCAUUUAUGUGCUUGUAAGACAUGGUUGUUUCUGCUGGGAGGUAAUACAACUUGAGAAAUAUUGGAUACUUAAUAUUUCUUUUGUACAUCACAUGCUUUGCUGUCAACUUACUAAUUGUGCCUCUUAUCAAGUCUACAUUGUACAGAUUAACUGCGACAGUAAUGCAUGUCUUUACUUUCACUGAAGACAUCAGCAAGUCGCUAAAAAUAAUAUAGAGCAAAGUCUUUGGAAAGAGCUCUCUCUGGUGGCUAUUCAGAAAAUUAACAUCCUGGAGACAACAUUCAUAAACGUCUUCAACAUGUCACUGCAUUUUUUACACCUUGCUUUUAUUGUUACAACACUUUGUUUCACUUUUAUGUAUAGCAUAUUUCUUUAAAUAAAUAAAAGGUUAUCACAGA
Pseudoliparis swirei is the source of this 3815-nucleotide messenger RNA. RefSeq names its product guanylate cyclase 1 soluble subunit beta 1 (gene gucy1b1). The coding region runs from base 85 to 1938 and encodes 617 amino acids. Lineage: Eukaryota; Metazoa; Chordata; Actinopteri; Perciformes; Liparidae. Gene Ontology annotation, cellular component: guanylate cyclase complex, soluble. Gene Ontology annotation, molecular function: guanylate cyclase activity; heme binding. The record is from RefSeq and is a predicted model, not a curated record. Gene Ontology annotation, biological process: cGMP biosynthetic process; response to oxygen levels. The transcript has 13 exons.